Eimeria tenella is the source of this 2271-nucleotide messenger RNA. RefSeq lists its product as uncharacterized. Lineage: Eukaryota; Apicomplexa; Conoidasida; Eucoccidiorida; Eimeriidae. The record is from RefSeq and is a predicted model, not a curated record. The annotation marks the transcript as partial. The transcript is spliced from 5 exons.
GAGAUUAGCUGCUGCCAGCAGCAGCAAACCCAGCAGCAGCAGCAGCAGAAGGAGACGCCGCCGCGGCUGCACAGCCAACAGCAGCAGCGGCAACUUCAGCAGCAAACGCCGCAGCAGAGCGGCGGGCAGCCGGAGGGCGCCGCGAAGCAGUCCGCGCCCCGCUCCAGCUCCUACGCAUCAGCAGCAGCAGCAGCAGCAGCAGCAGGAGACUCCUCGUCUCCUCCAGAAACAGAAGCAAAAGGAGACAAAACAGAUUUCUUUUCUUUUUCUGUUCGCUCAACUCCCCCGCUGCUGCCUGUGCCCCCCCCCCCCUACGGCGGCAGCAGCAGCAGCAGCAGCAGCAGCAGCAGGAGAAAGAAGAAGCGGAAGGGCAAGCACAAGCCCUACGGCGACCCUGCAGCAGCAGCAGCAGCAAAGCCAGCAGCAGCACGGCCAGCAGCAGCACGGCCAGCAGCAGCAAGGCCAGCAGCAACUGCUGAAGAGGAAACAGAGCCAGAAGAUGAAGUCGACUCCCCUGCUAAUGCAGCAGCAGCAGCAACAGCAGCAGGAUCUUCCGGGGAAGCAGCAGGAAAGCCGCCAGCAGCAGCAGCAGCAGGAAAGCCGCCAGCAGCAGCAGCAGGAAGGCUGGCGUCAGCAGUGAAGGCUCCGGCAGCAGCUCGGCUAGCAGCAGCAGCAGCAGCAGCAGCAGCUCUUGGCGAAGCAGCAGCGGGACGGAGUUCCCCAGCAGCAGGAAGUCGGGGUGGCGCUGCAGCUGAAGCAGCGAAGGCUGGUAAGGGCGAAGCAGCAGCAGCAGCAGCAGCAGCAGAGUUAUCUCAAGCCAUGGCGAGCUUCUCGGAGCUCACCUUGUCCCCUCCGGGAGACAAAGCAGCAGCAAGUCCCAAGUCCGUGCCCAAGACAAGCAGCCUGUCGGGAGCAGCAGCACGUCGUGCUGCAUCUCCCACAGCAGCAGCGCCGUCUGCUGCUGCUGCUGCUGCCAUGGCCGCCGCGGCUGCAGCAGCAGGAGCAGCAGGAAAAACAACAGCAGAUCCCCUCCGCGGGGAGCCCCACUUCCCGGGGGCCCUCCAAGGGGCCCCCCUCUCAGAGAGCCCCCUGGCCAGGGGCCCCCAGACGGGGGGCCCCCGGAAGAGGGGCCCCCCAGACAGUAGCUCCCCGGCGGGGGUCCCCGUGAUCAAGGGCCAACUGACCGGUGGCCCCUCGAUGGAGGGGGGCCCCUUGAACAAGGGGGCCCUGGCUGGGGGCCCCCUGAAGAAGGGACCAAUGGAUGGGGGCCCCCUGAACAAGGGGCCCCCGGGUGGGGGCCCACUUAACAAGGGGCCCCUGGCCGGGGGCCCCCUGAAAAAGGGGCCCCUGAGUGGGGGUCCCCUAAACAAGGGGCCCCUGAGCGGGGGCCCCCUUCUCGGGAGCCCCCUGACGAGGGCCAUCAUGGGUGGGGGCCUCUUGAACAAGGGGCCCCUGGCUGGGGGCCCCCUGGCAGGGGCCCCCCCGGACACAAACGCUCCCCCCCCCGACCCCUUCACACUCCCGCUCCCAGACCCUUUCGCCGUCCACCUCAUGAGGCGCCAGCGCAACCUGCUGCAGCAGCAGAAGCAGCAGGAGAGGCGGCAGCAGGAGCAGAUGGCCCAGCAGCAGCAGGAGCUCACCCAGCAGCUCGCCGAAGAGCAGCAGCACCAGCAGGCCGUGCAGCAGCAGCAGAAGCAGCUGCUGCUCCAGCUGAAGCACCGGCAGGAGCAGCUGCAGGUCAUGCAGCAGCACCUCGGCAGAAAUGCCGAAGUGCUGCAGCAAGGCCUCCUGGGGGAAGUCAAGCAGCAGCAAAUGCAGUGGCUCGAAGAGCAGCUGGAAGAGCAGCAGCAGCAGCUGGAGCAGCUGGAGAAGUGGCUGCUGCAGCAGAGAGAGCCCAUCUCACACGACCAGCAGCAGCAGCUUGGCCGCCACAUGCGCUCAGUCAAAUUCAAACUGCAGCAGCAGCAGCAUCAGCUGCUGCUGCAGGAGUCCAUGCUGCAGCAGCAAGUGGACAGGCAGCAGCAGCACCUGGAACUCAUGGCGUUCCAUAUGAUGCAGCAGCAAGACCUGCUGCGACAGCAAGGCUUGCUGCAGCAGCAAGGCUUGCUGCAGCAGCAAGGUCUGCUCCAGCAGCAAGGUUUGCUGCAGCAGCAAGGCUUGCUGCAGCAGCAAGACCUACCGGCCCCCCCCCGCCGGGGCCCCCCCCGCCGGGGGACCCCUGAACAAGGGACCCCUGGGUGGGGCCCCCCUGGCAGGGGCCCCCUCGGGUGA